Messenger RNA from Ostrea edulis (European flat oyster), 12001 nucleotides. RefSeq lists its product as uncharacterized. The record is from RefSeq and is a predicted model, not a curated record. The coding region runs from base 1 to 10344 and encodes 3447 amino acids. NCBI's taxonomy places the organism in Eukaryota, Metazoa, Mollusca, Bivalvia, Ostreida, Ostreidae. The transcript is spliced from 53 exons. Gene Ontology annotation, molecular function: protein binding.
AUGGAAAAAUUGAAAUUGUCGGUGUAUUUAUGGAUAACUUUCCAGUGCGUUUUAUAUACAAACUGUUUCGAUAUAUCGAAUUUCCUGCAUCUUUUUCUCGUAGAUGGACGCGCAAAUGUUUGUAAAGAUACAUGGACAGAAAAGGAAAAGUAUAAAAGAAAGUGUUCGUUCUGGAAAUGGGGCCGGUGUACAACUUACAGAACUGCACAUAGACAAAAACUGUAUUGCUGUAGUGGAUACAAAAAUGAACUUGAUGACCCAACGGCUUGUAAAUACGCAAUCUGUGACGGUCUGACAGACUACACUGGUCUAGCCUGUACUCAGAAUUACCCUGAUGACAGUAUUCGGAAGCGUAGUGGUGCAGUGGUGCGUGACAGCGGAGGAUCGUGCUCCUCCCCAGAAAUUUGUACAGACUGCAACGACGGAUUUUAUGGUGACGGUCCCAAGUGUAAAAUCUGCCCCAAAAUUGACCACUGUAACCACCGUAGAUGUACAGGCCCAGGGGACAACAUCUGUGUGUAUUGUGAUGGGGAGGUGGCUGAGAGAGACUACUACAGGGCCUACACUCCCGUCCCUAGCAGUAAAAAGAAAUGUGAACAGGCUUGUUCCUGGAGGUCAGACAGCACGAGAUGUUUCCCCGGGACAUGCACGGAUGGACUAGCCUCAAAAUGUCAAUGUUCUCCAGGUUUCUCGGGCCACCACUGUGAAAAAUUGGAUACGGAGGCAUCGAUUAUGGAGAAUGAGUGCAAGCUAGAAGAUCCAAGAGGAACCAUCCUAGCAAAUCCUGCAGAUCUGAAUGAGGGUCCACCCCAGCCGAUAAGGUGGACCAAUAAUGUUAUUUGGGAGAGGGCGGUGACAAAGUGGGAUGCCCUGUUACAGCUGCCUGGCACACCCCCUGACCUCACUGGGUUGGAUCAUUACAUAACGAACUACAAUUUCGGAAUUAAAUUUGCAACUACUGUUUUACGACAAGUCAGAGGAGGAACUAAAGUUGCAGAACUUGUCCAUAACUGUGAAGGUGUUUCAGAGAGAGCCCCUAAAGUAACAGCUUUCUCCUGCAAGAAAACUUUCCAUAACCUCAGGAGCUCACUGGCAGGCUUUAAACACGACGAUCAAGUGUUCUUCUAUCUUCAAGCCACGACUGGUGGAUAUGUAGAAUUGAAAAACAGAGAGAACAACAAUAAAAUAGAGUAUCAUCCCCUAGUCGGAAAGACCACAGAGCGUGAAUUUGAGUACCACUGGGACUUAGAGAAACCAUAUCAUAACCUGGUUUCUGGUUUAGAUGAUCCGCCAUUUCUUAGUGUGCCAGAUUUGACAGAAAAUCCAACAAUAAACAUGGUGUGGGGAGGUUGGGCAGAUGCAUUGUCGGGACUGGAGAAAUACCAGUACGAGGUACAUGAAUUGGGACACGAUGGUAAUCUGUUGGGGGAGCAGCGAGGGAAACUCAUCAAAAGUCCAAAGGAUUUAACACUUACAGCAACUGGGGAGUCUUUUGAAUUGCCAGUACCAGGAAUGUACGCAAUUCAUUUCUCAGCUUAUGACAAAGCAGGGAACCACAAGACCGGCAGAAAAGUCUUACUUUAUGAUAACAAAGCUGAAGUCACCGCCAACCCAACAAAGGUCACACGGGUCAUAACAGCUUCCCAAGAAACCAAUUAUGUAUGGGUCACCAAGGAUACCAGAUAUGUGGAUGUACUGUGGAAAGACAGAUUCCGUAAUUAUCGUCAUGAAACCAAUCGGUGGCUAAACAAAGUGGAUUCAGCUUAUGGCAUUGAGUCAAAAUAUGAUGAUCAUUACGGAGAUCGACAAGUGGCUGAAAUUCCAAAUGUUCAUGCAUGUGUAGAUUACAAAGUGUGGUAUAAGGUUACCGAUGCAACUAGCAUUGUCGAUAACCAGGACUUCACCUCAGUGUCCGCAAUCUCAAAGCAAGGAGACCAGCUGAAUCUACCAUGGACAGAUGGCAACAAACUGGAGGUUACAGUUCGUGCCAUUGACGUGUUGGGCAAAUAUUUGGAUGAGUCUGUAACCGUGUACAGAGAUGCCACACCCCCUCAAAUUGAAGAUCUUUGGUUGACAAGAGGAGAUCGACUGAAUGUCAGUGUUCACAGAAUUGAAGAUUUCACAAAAAUGACGGUGGAGUGGAUUGCAUACGACUUUCACAGCGGUCUGGACAGCAUCGCCUGGAGAUUGUUUGAUAAUUUCACAGGAACCGACAUACUGCAUGGGCAUGAGGACAUCCCGGCCCAAGGAAUGGCUAAUGACACAUCAGAGUGUGAAUCAAGAUACGGAAGUUAUGCCAGGGGAGCUAACUGCUAUGAGACUCCUUUCUGGGGAGCCUACCACAAGCAUUUUCAAGUGAUACCUGCUAUAAAGGCGGAUGGAGGGUUAAAGGUUGGAAAGGACAAAGGACUGCAUGAUUCUGAUUACUUUAUGGAGGUGACAGCAGUUAAUAAAGCCAAACUAACCACGAUUUUGUCUAAAAAGAUAACAAUAGACACAUCCCCUCCCCACACCGGCGUGGUAGAGGACGGAGUUCCAGGAGUGGAUGAAGUGGACUACCAGCAGAGUAAAACACUGAACGCCCACUGGGAGGGAUUCUUUGACAGGGAGAGUGGGGUGCUUUUUUAUCAGUAUGGAUACGACACAAAGCCUAUUGCCGCUUCAGCGUUUACAUUGGAAGCCAGUGGCAAUGGGAAUAUUUUUGAGACGUAUUCUAUGCAUGCUACCCACACAGUCACCACAGAGGGACAAUAUUACAUUUGUGUAGUAGCGUAUAACCGUGCCUUAGAGCCCUCAGAGCCAGUGUGUUCUGAUGGAGUGACAGUGACUACAACAAAGCCCUCUGUACAGGAAGUGAAUAUAGAGGGAGCUUCAAUCACCGGGGGCCUGGUGACAGACAAAACAAAGACCAACUUCUGGAUUGUUACCAGUAACAGAUUUCGCCGACUGAUAAAAGAUCCCACAUCUGACUGCACAUCGAAAGCUACAAUUUUGUCUGACCUUGACCUUCUCCCAGCUGAGCAUGAUGACAAUGGAACCUUUGUGACAGUAAAUGGCAGUGUAUUUUGUGCUAAUUCGACAGGGUCCCCUGCAAAUCUUAGUCCUAUGUUGUCUAAGUCAUCAAUGUUGUUUCUGAGCUGGUUACCAGUUGAUAAUCCUGGUAGUGUAUACGACUAUGAAGUUGGAUUCUCCUCGACAAAGGGAAGCCCCGCCCCUGAAAUCAUGGCGUUCAGAAGCACGAAACAACAUCCACAUCUCCAUGUUUUCCACACCGAUAUACCAGAUGGAGCGGAGUUUUAUCUUAUCAUCAAGACCAUCAGCAAAGCGAAUGUGGAGGCGAUACAGUCCAUUGGUCCAUGUUUCAUGGAUACCACAGCCCCACAGUUUACAGGACCAAUCAGUGUCACUCAUACAAAUGGAUUUCUGAUUGCAAAAUGGGCAGCUGAUGCUUUUACUGAUGAACAGGAACCAUACAAGCUAGACUUGCAGUUUGCUAUAGGGCGUUCAUCAGGAUACACAGAUGUACAGCCCUACACCCCACUACAGAGUGGUGGAACUUGUGUAGUGGGGAACCCACCCACCUGCACAGCCAUUCAUAUCUCAAACACAGUGUGGCGACUACAUGGCCACCAAACUUACUACGUAACAAUCAAGGCAGACAACUCCGCUGGCCUUACGACUUAUGCUGUAUCAGACCCUUAUACCCACGAUGUACAACUGGCUGCUGAGGGUGUUGUGUUCGACAUUUAUGCAUCUAGCCUCAGUGAAACACCAUUUGCUGAUAUAGAAGAUGUAGAUUUCACCACUAUAAGAAACAGUCUUACAGCCCAUUGGGAAGGGUUCUCUCACCCACAUCUGAAUGUAACUUACAAGUUCCAGGCAGGUACCACCCCUGGUGGUGUAGAUGUGGUAUCUCCUAUUGAUGUAGGAGCAGUCGAUUCUUAUUCUGGAACUGGACUCAGUCUGCAGACUUUCACGACCUAUUACGUGACAGUGACGGCUGUGACCUUGGCAGGCAGUGUGACCGUGACCUCUGAUGGGGUCACAGUUGUUCAGGAAUCUGCUUCUUUACCAGGAAUUGUUAUCAAUGAUGGAGAAUAUUGUAACAUGACAGUUGAUAACGGAACUUUAUUUAAACACCAUGACAACGACAACCGAAAGAGAUGUGAAGAAGACAUUGACUACCAGGCCUCCACUAACUCUUUGAAGGCUUACUGGGAGAUUCCUGGAAGCAUGACACUUUAUACACCAGAUGUCCACUUUGCUAUAGAAGAAAGGUCACCUAUUGGAAAUUUUUGGAGCACUUUCAGGGAAUAUGAACAUAUUCGCAAGCAUCAUGAAGCCAUAGUGACAAAUUUGAACCUAAAGCCUGGGAGGACUUACAGAAUGGCCGUCAAACUUUGUGCCAUAACGACAUGUUACGAACCUCUGUUCAGCGAUGGUGUGAUGAUACUGGCCAAUCCUCCUGCUAAGGGGAAGAUAACUGUGGAACACCAAAAUACCACACAAAGUGCAGGACUUAAAGAAAAGAUAAUUAUCAAUAUGGAUAGAUUUUAUGACCCAGACACAGAGGAUGAAGUUGACAAGUAUAAUGUUAUUGAUAAGUAUGAAUGGGCCAUUACGGACAACUCACACAUGGGGCGGACGCAGACCAUCUGGACAGAAGUUGUGGGGAUUACUCUGACCCAAUCAGGAAAAGUGAUGCAAUUUGACGUUGAGCUGAUGGGUGAGUUUGACUUCUCUAAGUGCCGUAGAUUUGCGGUCCGUGGAUACAACAAGGCCAAGCUGAUGUCCGCUGUGUCAGUGGACGUUAAAAACUGUGAAGCAUUUGAUCCUAUAUUGAUUAAACCCAAACACGUAUUGGAUGCCGUGGGAAAACGUGAAACAGAUAGAGAUGGAUAUGGAUUACCAGUGUUCCUUGAAAAAAAUGCCCGCUGGCCAACUCCCGAUAAAGACUACACUCCAAACAUGAAUUACCUCUCUGCAGUGUGGCCACAGCUCCGAUACAAUGCCUAUGUGGUGGCAGUUCUGAAUGCCAAGUCUAUGGACGCCACCACAUAUUAUAAGCAGAUUAGUACACUGUCUCUGCCAGAUCCUUGUAAUCACACCGAGGCUAUCAAAUGUACCAGAGUAGAAAAGCAAGAGUUUGUGAAUUUUAAAUUCAACCCAGGGGAAUUGGUGCAUGGUCAGAGAUACACAAUAUGCAUCCAUACCGAGUAUACAGAGAUAAGAUUUGAGGAAUGGACACAGGUCCUGCCAGAGUUGAAUACAUGUAGUGAUGGUAUUGUGGUGGAUCUCACUCCCCCUACUGCUAGAGAGGUGUGGAUAGGAAAUGUUAUGGGGACACGAUUUCAGACAUCCACGACCGACAUGUACAUUAAUUGGCAUACAUUUGAUGAUGUAGAGGAAAUGAGCGACAUCACACACUCAUCAGGCAUACAAGAUUACCAACUAGGCAUCGGAACCACCAUCGGGGGGAAUGACGUGGUGGCCUUCCACAGUGUGGGGGUAGUGAAUCAUGUUGUUCUACAUGGUCUGUUUCUACAGAGUGGACACACUUAUUAUGCUACAGUCAAAGCUCAAGACUAUGCGGGAAGAAUUACCACAGUAACAUCUGAACCAGUAGUCGUGGAUACAACUCCUCCACAAAAGUCUGAUAAUCCUAUCAAAAUUUCAGGAAGGCAUAUUGUUUCCAAAUCUGAAAUAGAGGCUUGUUGGAAGAAAGUUUUUGUUGAUCCUGAGAGCACUGUAGAUUACUUUAUGUGGGCAAUUGGUUCACAGCCAGGAUCUGACGACAUCAUGGUGUUCACAAGAGAAGAGAGCGAGUGUGGAGAAAAUAGUAAACGGAACCCGUUGGACCUGAAAGAGGGCCAUGCUUACUACAUAUCUGUUAAGGCAAUCAACAAAGCAGGCUUGAUGUCUUUGGCCACCUCGUGGGCCUAUACAGUUGAUGUUUCACCUCCAAUAGCUGGACACAUCUAUGAUGGAGUACCAGGAACUGCCCAUGCUGACAUCGACUUCCAGACGGAUAUGUCUGCUUUAAAUGUGUAUUGGGAAGGAGUUUUUGACCCACAUUCAGCCAUUCAAGUGUACUACGUCAGCGUUGGCACCUGUCCAACUUGUGAUGACGUUGUUAGCAGACAAGCUUUAGGAAUAGUGAAUUCAUUUAGGCUGGAGCAGGUUCACUUUGGUGCUGGUUUGACUUAUUAUACCUCACUGACAGCAUGUAAUACUGCAGAAUUGUGUACAACUGUGCUGACUGAUGGGGUCAUCAUGGACAAUAGUCCACCCAGUUUUGGUUUGGUGAUGGAUGGCACAAGAGAUCGUGACACUGAAUAUCAGUCCAUCAGAACUUACAUCGGAGUUAAGUGGCAGGGUUUUGUGGAUCCGCAGUCUGGACUUGACCACUAUGUUUGGUGGGCAGGAACUUCCCCCGGAGGAAAUGAUAUCCUGUCGGAAAGGAAAGUUCAUCUUACUAUGACAGCGAUGUCUUUCAAUAUGUCUUCAGAACUUCCGGUUGGCAAGCGUAUUUAUGUUACUGUCAGGGCAUACAACAAAGCUGGUUUGUUCACUGAUUCGACGUCCAACGGAUUCGUGGUAGACAUCACUGCCCCUGUCAUUUCUAACGAUCCAAAGUUUGCGUCAGUGUUCAGUCUUGUACAAGAUACUCAAUUCUACAGGACUCUGAUGAAAGUGGAGUGGUCCGUUAAUGAUGCUGACUCACACAUAGAGAGACAGUAUCUCUCUGUUAAGUCUCACAUUGGAGGAGAGUUUGAUUUGGCAUCCACCAAGGUGAAUGGGAUUGCCAGAGAUUUUAUUUUGACUGGUCUAAAAUUACAUGAUGGUGUGACGUACUAUGUGACGUUGAUUUCCUGUAAUGGUGCGCAGAUCUGCACAACUGCGACCACUAAAGGUACACUGGUGGACUCAACCCCGCCAUCCAGAGGAAUGUUUGCUGUUAAAACUGAUCAUGCAGCCAAUUUAACAAGACACAGUGAUAUCUGGAUGACGUGGGAGAAAACGGCCAUUAAUUUGGCUUGGUUAGGCUUUGCUGACCUUCACUCUAAGAUUUCCCACUACUUUAUCAAUGUGGGAUCAACUUUCAUGGGGAAUGACCUGAAUGAGGAGCCAGGCCAGGAAACGAGAGUACAAUACACCAGCUCUGGAGAUGAUAAAUAUGAUGAGGGCAUCGUGCAGACAUCUAAAGUGAAGACCAGUAGCUAUGAUGCCAAUCAGAAGUACCUAUAUGUCAGCAUGUGGGCGGUAAACAAGGUUGGAUUGAGCAGUGCAAUCAUCCACUCACAGUUUGAGAAGAUCCCAGGAGGAGACCUGUAUUUGAUUCGUCGAUGUGAAGCUGUGACUUGUGAGGGUCAUUGUGUCUGUGCCCCCCAGGACAAAGUCUGUCACCUCCCACAAACAGCUUGUAAGGACAUAUCCUCAAAUAAUGGAAACAACAUCUUACAAGUGUAUGAUGUAGCUGGUAGUGGAACGGAUGACGUUGAUUACACUCCAUCUAACGUAGUGCUACAGGGGCGCUGGGCGAUCGUCAACAAUUUUGGGAGCGCUCCACAAUGGUACCAAUGGAGCGUGGGGUAUACAGAAAAAUCAGACCCUGAGGGAAUUUUUAAUCAGGCAACUGAUAGAAUAUGGCAUGAUGCUGCACGCAAUAUGAAACAAGUAUAUCAGACAAAACAUGAUAUUUAUCUGAAGGAAACCGUCAAGUAUUCGUUCUUCUUGAAAGUUUGGUACGAUGAAAAUACUUAUGCAGUGUUUAAAUCUGACGGCGUCACUAUUGCAAUUCAGAAACCUGCAGUAACAAACAUAAGAGGCAGUGCGGUUAGAGAAAGAAUGUUAGGAACUAAGUUUGUUGAUCAAGAUUUUAUGAAGGGAGGCUUUCCUUUCACGGUGGAGUGGAAGAAUAAAUUCCUGGAUGCUGAGAAUGCAAUUAAGACAUUCCGUCUGUAUAUCAGUUCAUACCCUGGAGGUCAUGACAUUAUGGACACUGGCGAGGACCUGAAAGGUACUCAGACGUCAUUCGACAUUAUGCGAUCCGCCGAUCUGCUGUCAGGUAUCACAUACUACAGUAAUGUCCGUGCCUAUGGAUUCUCAGAUAUUCAUCACACAGAAUCAUCUGACGGCUUCAAACCAGACAAGACCAAACCCAUGAAAGGAAUUGUGUUUGAUGGAAUAGGUUUACACGACCUUGAAUUCCAAAACAAGUCAAAUGUAGUUGCUGCACACUGGCAUGGAUUCUCAGACAUUGGUUCCGGAGUAAAACUGUACAACUGGUGUGUUGGAUCCACCCGUGAUAUUGCCAAGAAGCAUGAUGAUGUGGAGUGUAUAUAUCGUGGUUGGGAGACUGUAGGAUUGCAUACAUCGGUGUCUAGAAUAUUGGAGACUCCAUUAAAUCAGAGUCAGAUUUACUACAAUAAAGUAUAUGCUGUUGAUAAUGUUGGUUACAAAUCAAGUGUCGUUGUGUCUGAUGGUGUGACCCUUGACCAUACCCCACCAGAACCUGAAUAUCUCUUACACAGUGGAAGCAACAUUUUGUCCAAUCCAUCUUUUGAAAUAGCUUCAAAUGUGUUGCAGUCAUCAGCUGUCAAUACAACUGACAUCUGCAACAUCACUGUGGACUAUCAACCCAACAGUUGGAAUUUAUCCUACUCAGGAUGUGUUGCAGUUGUUUCCUCUGGGAAGAAUUUGGCUAGGGACGGACGGUCAUUUUUAUUUAUCAGGGGAAGUGUGACCCAAUAUCUUAAUGGAUUGGUGGUUGGUGGACUGUAUAGAGUAAGCUUUUUCUCCAGCCAUCUUUCCAUUAGCAGCUCCACACAGUCAAACAAAGAAGGUUUCAUACAACUUGGAGACAAGAAGCACGUUUUCCUCAUCUACACCAAGGCUUACAGAGGGGAUGGCAAUGAAAAUUCUCAAGUUAGGGAGGAAGUUUCAUGGCACAAACAUACAUUUUACUUUACGGCAAUGAAAACAUCUACUAACUUUGAAAUAGGCAGUGUUGAUGACAAGACUGGAAUAUUUGUAGACCAUAUAGCAUUUGAGCAUGUAACGAGGGACAAGAACAAUGGAACAAGUGGUUUACAGGUGCAAGCCCAUGUGGUUUCUUUACAUGAAUGGGGCUCCAUCCAUGGUUCCUGGAGCUUUGUGGAAGAUGUAAGCUCCAUCACCGAAUAUAUGUGGGCUAUAGGUUUCACAAGAGGAGGAACGCAGCUACAGAACUUUCAGAGUGUGGGACUGUCAAACUUUGCCUUUAAUUCCAAAGUGACAUUGACGCAUAACACGUAUAUUUACGUCACAUCUGUAGCCAAGAAUUCUGUUGGUUUGCAGGGUGUUUCUUACUCCGAUAAAAUUCUAGUUGACCUUACCCCACCCGUCAUUGAGGAAGUUUUAGAUGGAGACUUCCUAGGAGAAGAUAACGAUUUUUGGAAAGAAAACACUGUUUAUGUCAACUGGAAAGUGACGGAUGAUGAAUCUGGAUUGGAUUAUUGUGAAUGGGCAAUAGGAUAUCAACCAAAAGGCAUCGAAGUGCAAAUUUUUGAGAAAAUUAAGAUUGGAGACAGAAGGACAUUCAAAGAUUUUGAUGCAAGCAUACUUCAGGGAAAGACGGUGUACUCAACAAUACAGUGUGAGAAUAAGGCGGGACUUCUGGCCAGUGCAUCUUCUGAUGGCGUGACAAUUUAUGAUCAGCCACCAUCCAUGGCCUCCGCUGUUGUAAGGACACUGCCAUUGUCUGUAACAGAGUACCCGGCCCUGGACUUCUAUCAGAGUGUUACUAACAAUCUAAGGAUUGUUUGGAGUGGAGUGGAGGACAGGACUGGCGUACAGCAGUACAAAAUUUCUGUAAAAAGCAACAAGUACAAUUUGGAUGACGAAGGGCUCUUAUUGUCUGAUUCACAAGAGGUAGUUUUCGCUAGUGUGGGAAAUGUGGAUCUCGGUACUGGAGAAGUAAAUGUUACUCUUCAAGCCAUCAACAAACUGCUGGAGCGAAGCAAAUCCCUCCUCUACAACCUUACUGUAGACACUGCUAAGCCAGUUAAAGAUGCAUCCCAACAACUGUCUGUCACAUGGCGUAAUACUCACAAAGAAUUAGUUGUAUCAUGGGAUGGAAUCUUUAGUUCCCAGCAUCCUCUGCGAUUUGAAGUGUCAGCUGGGACCUCACUGGGCGGAAGUAACAUCAUUCAGUGGCAAGAGACACGUGCUACCAGUAUUACAUUCAUCAUGCCAGGAUCUGUUACCAGUACUUCGCGACUUAAGGUCUACAUGAUUGUCCGUGCCAUAGCAGCUGGUGGGAACUACGAGGACAUACAAGGUUCCAUCGUCUUACCAGCAUAAUGAUUUCCCAAUGAGGAAAUCAAUUCUCAUAUCAAAAUGUUUAUUUAUAUCUGAAGUAACACUUGAUUUGUAUGCAUGUAGUUGUGUUUCCAUGUACAAACAUAACAGAGACAGUUAGCAAAAAUAAUAUACAAUUCAUGGAAGUCAAUUGCAGGGGUGUUACCAAUACUGUAGUUUUCAACAAAACACAGAGUAUAUUUUUUAUAUUUCAUGUACUUUGACUUUAGAUUGAAAUAUGUCUGUUGUCUUUUAUCGUCCUCGUUAUUGUCGUCGUAGAGAAGUCAGAUUUUAUCUUCCCCGGAACCAAUGGGUUAAGUUGCAAAAAAGACUUCUAAAGACUUUUUAAGCAUUCCCACGUAAAACGUCGAUCCCUUAUUGCUGAUAUUUCACAUGAGAAUGCAAAGUAAUUCUUUAAAAAUCUUUUUUCUUAAGAAUUAUGGGUCAUAAUCAAUCAUAUAUCUUAAGAUUAUGAUUAAGUUGCAAGCAUUCCAAUAUAGUGUAGAUUGAUAUUUGAACUAACCAUGGCACGUGGUGCUGGGGGUGGGUUAAAACAGGAAUUGUUAGUUUGAUUUUUGUGAGAAUAAAAAGGGUAUAAGCUAUCUAUUAAAUAUCAGAUGAUUUAGAAUAGCAAGGCCAAUAUAACUCAGGUAAGUGUUGUGGUCCAUGACCCUCUUGUUGGAAAAUUUAUCAAUAUUGUGGUAUCAAUAUGUAUGUGUAAAUUGUUAUGCAAAUACAUUGAACAAUUGUCUUUUUAAAGGGACUGAUUUUAUAAAAAUGCAAUGACUGUUUUAUUGCUGUAUAUAUCGCUAACCUAGAUUACUCAUUAUGUAAUGAAACUUUACUUUUUUUAUUCUAUCAUGAAACAGUCCUUUUUUUUUUUUAACUUAUCAUGAUUUAUUUUUGUGCAUCUGUUUUAGGUAUUAAAGCAUUUUUGCGAUAUUUUUAUAAGAAUCCGUCCACAAAUUGCAUGACUGAUCUGUAGUUGUUUAUUUGUUCAUUUCCCUUGCAUACCUUCAGAACAAAUAUGAUGAUGGAUAACCCAAACAAAUCAUAUAGAUAUAUUGCGUCUGCCUAAAAAUAGACUUAAUGUCGUCAUUUUCCAUUUUGUUCACAGAUGACACGAUACUCAGUUUUGUUUUUACAAAACCCUUUUUAAUUUUUAGAGCACCAAAAGACUAGCUAUCUUGGGAAGCUAAGGUUUUAUCAGUUUGUGUGUGUGUGUGUGUGUGUAUUGAAUUCUGGUUUGUGAAGGUGGACCAAUAAUGCAGUGGGAUCAUUGUAAUUUGUGGCAACCAUUUGUUGUGUCUUGCCAAGAGUUUAUCAUAUCUUUGGCAUGUAAUAUUAUGGAUAUGGAUCGUAUACACGGAAAUAGUAUACAAGCUAAUAAAGUCCUCCAUGAAAACUGAGUCCCCACGAAAUAUAUUCAUUCCACUGUAUUUUCUAUGACAGGAAGUGUUUGAUGGUGACAAUUACCCUGCUACAUGUAUUUAUCAAACAUGUGAUACUAACGUUAUUCCAGGACUACAUAUGUACUUUCACACAAUUCAUUUGAAACCUUUACAUCUGUGAUAUUUUUAUAGAGAGUAAUGAUGUAUGAAAUUUCUUCUACUCUUGUUACAUUUUGAAAAAAAAAAUAUAUUAAAAAUACUUUCUCAAA